Molecule: messenger RNA, 1532 nt
Organism: Eurypyga helias (sunbittern)
Lineage: Eukaryota; Metazoa; Chordata; Aves; Eurypygiformes; Eurypygidae
Product: dachshund homolog 2-like
Exons: 10
Coding region: 1-1209 (402 amino acids)
Source: RefSeq, a predicted model, not a curated record
AUGAGUGCCGUCCCUCAGGGGUUGGUGUUCAUACCGGUGCUGUUCAACGUCUUUGUAGGCAAUGUGGACGGUGGGUUUGAAUGCACCAUCAGCAAGUUUGCCAGUGACACCAAGCUGUGUGGUGGGAGUGAAUCCUCUUGGGAUAAAGACAAGCUUCAGUCUCCCAUUACAACGGGAUCACAGCACAGCAUUGGUCAUCCCACACUGUCAGGGCAGUCGAGCCUUGGAAGUGCACACCCACUCAGUCCUCUCCAGCAGAAUCACCUGCUCACCAACAGGAUAGACCUGCCAUUCAUGAUGAUGCCCCACCCUCUGCUGCCCGUCAGCCUACCUCCCGCUUCGGUUGCAAUGGCAAUGAAUCAGAUGAACCACCUCAAUACAAUAGCUAACAUGGCUGCAGCAGCCCAAAUGCACAGCCCUCUCUCGAGGGCAGGGGCCUCUGUCAUAAAGGAAAGGAUUCAAGACAGCCCUUCUCCAGCUCUGUCCCUAGAAGACAGUCAGCGGCCUGGGAGCCACGGGUCCUCCCAUCAGAGCAGCAGCGUGUCCAGCUCGCCGUCCCAGUUGGACAACACACCAGACAGAAUUGCUAUGCUGACCAACAGCAGGGAAGGAGAACUCGUUGAUCAAGAAACUGGGACCAGCCUAAAAAAAAUACAAAAGGAGAAAGAAGAGGUCCAAAUUGCCAUUCCAAUAAUGAAACCAACCUUAGAUAAAGUCCAACUGGCUGGACAGGCCUUGCCUCCUGGAUUUCCGGCGCCAUUUCUUUUUGCUGAUGGUCUUUCAUCAGUAGAAACACUAUUAACCAACAUUCAGGGCCUACUGAAGGUGGCUGUGGACAAUGCGAGAGUCCAGGAAAAGCAGAUACAGCAGGAAAAAAAAGAGUUAAAGAUGGAGCUUUGCAGAGAGAGAGAACUAAGAGAGAGCUUGGAAAGGCAACUCACAGCUGAGCUGCAAAGCAGAGCAACAAUUCAGAAACGCUUGAAGAAAGAAAAGAAGGCAAAGAGAAAAUUGCAGGAAGCUUUGGAAUUUGAAUCCAAGAGAAGAGAACAAGUGGAACAGGCGCUUAAACAAGCCACAUCAGGUGACGGUCUCAGGAUGUUAAAUGAUGCUGGAAUCCCAGAUAUGGAAAUAGAACACAACGGAACCCAACAUGACAGUGCGGCAAUGCAAGAAAACAGAACAUAUAUCAAACCCACCAUUAUGUACUGAAGGAAACACCUGUUGUUGAAAAACAUGUAAUGAUCACUAUUUGAAGACUAUAUAGUUCAUGAAAAACAUCCCUUCCAACCUUUGAUGCCUUCAGUACUGUGUGAAGAACAGGAUUUGUAGCAUGAAACUUGAAGGACAAUUUCAAGCAAUUUACUGUUGCUGCAUCGAAAACUGCCGUAUUGUCAUUAAGAAAUAUUGAGACUUUUUACAAGCUUACCAUACCAAACCAAGCCUGUCGCAACAGAUCAUUUUUAGGUCCCCGGAGAUAGAAAGGAGUUUUAGUAUUUUUAAGCACACACAGGAUUUUUUCCCCCUUCCCCCCC